UCCAGACUCGUUGUUUCUGCCCAUGUAUUAAGCUUCAGUUUCCAUUAGUUUUCCUGGGAUACAAAUUAUCAGCAUUGAAUUAAAAAAAAAAGAGACAGAGGCAUGUGAUAUUCAGUGUCUGGAGUCCAGGUGAAUAUCUGAAGUGGGGGUUUAAUGCUGUAGAAGUUGAAUGGUGUGUGAAUGGGUGAAAUCGGACACCUGGUGGUUCUGCUCGGCUUUUUUCUCCUCCCCUCUCUGUAACAAAACGUUGCGAAAUUCCUCAAGAUUUGAGGCGGUCGUGAGCAAACUACUACUUUUUCUGGCGUUAUUAAAGUCACACACGGGGAAUUUAUCUGCUUUUUUCCCCCACUACAUAGACUUAGGAUUGGGGUUUCAGAUCUACAAGGAAGAAACAACGCAGGCUGAAAGAAAUGUAAAAAAAAAAAAAAGGCGAAUGAAGACGGGGAGUAACGGGACCUACAAGGAGGAGACAUCUAACUUCGGGGGAAACUAUGGGAACUUAGGCCUUUUUUAGCGACUGUUUUGCAAGCACAGAGCUACUUCAUUCCUGCGAUAAAGUUUCCCACAGCCAUACAGUAUUCCAGGGAUGAUGGAAGGAGAGAAGGAGCGAGAGAGGGAAAAGGGAGAGGAAAAGGAGAGCGAUGAGACGGAGGAUGAUGCUGAAGGAGCAGCCUUGCUGUGGCAAGAAGGCUCCUCUGAUGAUGACCUUGGACUCCCAAUCAUGCACUGGGAGGCAUUAAGUUUACGUAUUGCCCAACUUGAGAAGCAAGAGGAAGAACGAAGAGAAAAGAACAAGGAUAUGGCUCAAUGGACAGAAAGUUGGCCAGAGUUAUAUAACCUCACCAGACAUCAAGACAGCUGUGAGGAUGUGGAUGAUAGUCGCCUGACAGCCCUAACAUCACGACUUCAGAGUCAUAUGAACCUGCAGCUCUGCUUCAUCAACAACAGUGAGAGUGAGGAUGAAGAGGAGGAAGACAAGGAAAAAAAAGAGUUGAAUAAACAUUCUGGGAAGCAGAUGCAGCAGCCACAGCAGCAUUCCAGCACUGCAUCCAGCAGUAAAGCCAAAUCUGGUGGAUUUAAGAAAGAGGUCAAGGCUGCCCUUAGCAUGCUAAAACACAAGCUAAGGUUGGAGCAAAAACAGACCAAACCUCCCAGUGAUGCAGUUAAAGAGAGAACUCAUUAUAAUCGCAGCGACCUGCAGAAUUUCAGUAUAAAGGAGCUGAAUGCACUUAAGACCUCACUAAGCAAAGACAUUCAUAACCUCAGCUCUGAGUUAGUGGGUCGACUUCUUACAAGAGACCAGUUAAGAACUGAGCAGGAUGCCAUGCUGCUGGAGAUACAGGAUAUGACAUCACUCUGACUGAAGUUGUCACUUCAAUUAAAGGGACAAAACCAAUGCCUCAAUAACUUGAGAACUUACAAACCUGGGAGAGUUGUCUGGAAGAAUUAACUUUACUGUGAAAAGUUUUUCCACACCAAAGGACUGUUUAAAGAAUUUAAGGACUUAAAUUGCACGGAUUUGUUUCCAAGUCUGCCUUUGUUUUAGCUGCUUUAUAAGGUUUCUGUUAAUAUGUUGACAAAGUUGUUGUAAGGCAUUGAUUGUUAAGCUUUUAUGGCUGCUUAGGACCAACCGCUUUCCAGAAUCAAAUUGUUUUCGACCAAUCAUUAUUUUUUAUUGUUGUAGCCCCUUUACCUUUGUGUCAUAUUUACAACAUUUUAAUGAUGUACUGCAUCUAUAAUUUGAUACUCAAUAGUUUACAGUCACAUGCAGACACUUGUAGAGCUAAUGGAUAAAGCAAUAAUCUCCUGAAGGGAUGAUGUGUCACUACAUGUACCACACCUGUGCUCACAAAUGUACAUUAUGCAAAUUGGCAGUUAGAGAAUCAAAGCUGCCUAAAACAUGCUCAUUAAAGUCUACCUAGAAUAAUUGAA
Molecule: messenger RNA, 1932 nt
Organism: Silurus meridionalis
Lineage: Eukaryota; Metazoa; Chordata; Actinopteri; Siluriformes; Siluridae
Product: schwannomin-interacting protein 1
Exons: 7
Coding region: 587-1360 (257 amino acids)
Biological process (GO): positive regulation of hippo signaling
Cellular component (GO): cell junction; plasma membrane
Source: RefSeq, a predicted model, not a curated record